CCUCGGAGGAAAAUGAAGCUCGAUGGAAGAAGGUACGCGAUAUUAGAAAUAUGUAAUUUUCUUUUAGUUUAUGAAAAUCCUAUUUCUAUUGGCAGAUGGGAAUACCCGAUCCCGAAAUCGACAGGAUAUUGGGAGAAAUUCUGCGACGAUGAAGAGAAGAAGUUACUCGUAGUAAGAGAUCCUUCCAAUCUGUCCUACAACUCCUUCUUUAAAGAGCAUUCUAAACUUCUUAAUUUUAAUACUCGUGUUUCCAACAAAUCGUCUAAUAUAAUUCCUCCAUUGAAAUCUCGCGCAGAUAGAUCCGUAGACUCCGAAAGCUCUUUGCACAAAUGGCCUCCGAGAUCAACAGUGAAGUCGAACAGACCUCGCAGCAACGAUAAAAAAUUAUUUCCGAAGUCAAUAUUAAAGGUUUCACCUCAAGCUCCUUCGAAAAGUCCAAGCUCAUCGUACAGUCCAACUCCAGCGAAAGUUAAACAGAUUCCAAAGCUAGACAGUCUGAUCCCCGAUUCCGACCUCGACAGGAUUCUUCCCUGUAAAACCGGUCGUGUUGACUCCAGUAUCCAAAACGACUCAAAAGCAGUUGAAAAUUCCUCCGACUCGUCUCUCCCAAAAUUGGCACUUCCCACCUCAAGCUUAAAAUCCAAAUUACUAAAAACGAAUCGCUUAGAAUCAGCUGCGAAAGAGAUCCUUCCAGAAGUGAAACUUGAAUUCUCCACGAACGAUCUGUUAAACGCAUACAAGAAAGCAUCGGGGCAACAGGAAGAGAACGUUCGGAGGCCAAAGGAGGAUCAAAGCUCAUUAAAAUAUUCCACUCGGAGUGCUUACAAGGCGCUGAAGCGUGUAACAACGAACAAAAGAUUAAACUUCGAUCCGGAAACCGUGUUCGAGCCGAGUUCGCGUUCGGGCGAGGAGGGAAGGGUGAAACCGAACGGAUCCGCGGAUGCAGGGAAACCCGGAGGGACCGCCGGGGAAUCUCCGCGGUGCAAAAAGUCGCUCAAGGGUUCGCAAUUCGCCGGUAUCGGUGUUCGACGCGAAACUUCGAAAUUGGAGGCGUCGUCGUCGACGAUUCCCUCGGGGUCGCGUUCCACAUCAGGGCCGAGUCCCCGAUUCGCGCGCCUCGAGCCGUGGGAAAGUCCAUCUAGCCGCGUUCUGUCAUCGAUCCCGAAACUGUCCGGCACCUCGCGCCGGCAGCAGGACAGGUGUUUAGCGUGUAUACAUAAAUCAUUCGGAACGGAGCCGGAAAGAAAGAUUUCCAUGCCACUUACAGCUCUGCGGAAGAUCAUAAAUCCCGAGAAGAUGCCUGUUGCGUCUUCCCCGCGCGUGUCCGAGGACAGCGACUCCAUUUCCCUCACUUUGCCGGAUUUCGAAGAUGAGAUGGAGAGAGUAUUGAGUGAUUUGCCUCGGGAACUCGACGAGAGGAAGGUGAAGUUCGAUGAAACGCGUGCUGUUUCGGGUGACGGAACUGUAAUGGAAACUCGAGACCGAGAGACGCGCGAGGAGGCGGCGAAACAGAGUGUCCCGGAUUCGGGAUCGCUGAGCUCGGAGAUUACUCGGAAAGACGACAAGCAACGAUGUAACGAGGAGUCUCUUUUUCCGAGCGAAACUUCGACGGACAAGUUCGAACGCGUCCCGUCUCUGGAGCGAUCGAAACGGUCUCCGUCGUUCCACAGCGGCAGCUCAGGUGAGGAGGACUCGCUCGCGGUGUCGAUCGACGAGGAUCAAUCGAGGCCGAGGUAUUUGGCGGCUUGCCACGCGCCGACCGUUUUCGAGCCCAGUCUCGAGCCCCUGAGGGCCUUGAGGAACAGAAAACCGACGACGCUCCAGGAUCGCAUCGCCUUCCUGGAAGGCUCGUCGCUGAAGAAGAGCGCGUCGACCGACGACGAGGACGUUCGGGAGAAACGGACGUCGACUGGCAGGAAUGUCCUCGAUAAAGCUGAAACGAAGAGUAGCGCAGCGAGGACUCUGACGAAAGCGAAAUCUGUGGCGGGUGGUCUGAUGCUGGACGUCGAUCGAGCCGCGAGUAGGGAAUAUAUUUUGAAGAAAGGGAGCACUGUCGCUGAUUUCAGUGUGCCAAGGGUUAACGAAGAGGAUUCCUCCCGCGAGGCGAAAGAUACGUCAGAAUUGGAAGGUUCCAUGGGAGAGAAGGUCGAUAUUCCGAAACUGGUAACAAGAUUGCCACUCACCGAUCCGAAUGAAGUUAUAGGGAUUUUAGAGGGUAUCCAAGAGUCGGCUGCAGUUAUGCUAGAGAGGUUGUGCAAAGAGUUCUCGGAGCGUCUUUCGGGAAACGUUCCCAGCGAUGACUCGGUCGCGGCGAGUAACAAGAAAAUGAUUACCAGCCUGACGAGGUUGUUGGUAGACGCUAAACGUUAUUUAGACCCCGGCAGGUUCCCCUCUGACUUGGUGUUCUCCUCGAACCAGCCUCCCCCGUGCAACCCCCAGCUCCUGAAGCGAAUCCUGCCCGAAAAAUCCUACAAUCUCAUUGCGCCUUUGCUGGGAUUGCCGGUCUCGCAUCCGAGGCGGGAGACUCCGCCGGAGCAGAGCCGCCAUAUCGAUCAGAGACGUGUCAGCGGGGCGACCGACGGUGACCGCAGUUCGGCGUCCUUAGAGGUGCACCCGCCGACGCCGGGAGACAGGGAAUCACUCAAUGGCGAGGGGAAAGUGGGUCACCGCAGAUACAAUCCUUACGCUCUAUUUCUGAGGAAACCGAGACGCAAGGUGAUUACCUGGCGCCCUUUGGAAACAGCUGAUCUGGAGGGCUACGACGCGAACGCCACCCUCGAAAUGAGGGCUAACAACAUUAUGUCGGGGAUAUGCGAGGACUUCUGCAGGUGGCUCGACACCCUGGGCGGCGGCGACAAGACCGUCGACGAGGAAGCGCUGAAGGACAUGUUCGAAAUUGAUUUCAACACGGACGCGUGCAGGUCGAUGCAGGUGUUGGUUCAAGAAGCGCCGGUGGUGCCGACGGAAGUAGCAUUAACAAGAAACACGCCAGGCGCGAGUAAACUCGCCAUGACGAAGAAACACGUGAUGAAAGACGCGAAAGCGGAACAUACUCCCGCGAGGACGACUGCCUUCGGAACCGCGGUACCAGGGGAAUUGCAGUUCCGCCCGCCGAAAAAUCGAGUUCAUACGAACUGGCUUCAAUGCGAUCAUGUUCCGACUGAUCUGGAAACGAUGGACGUGGUUUGGAACGGUAUCACGCAUUUGAAAAGCGUCCGAGGAUUCGUCGAAUGGCUCCAACAACACCCGGAGGUUCCGCCGCCGGAUCCUUUAAAGACGCUCGUAUUAAUGGAUAUUGAAGCUUUGAGGCAGGUAGAGGACGACGAAGGGUUCGCUCAUCUCGAGCUCGAUAUUUAUCAAAUUAAGAGUCUCAGAGUGAUAGACACCGUCAGACAAUGA
This is a messenger RNA of Nomia melanderi (Alkali bee), 3399 nucleotides long. Lineage: Eukaryota; Metazoa; Arthropoda; Insecta; Hymenoptera; Halictidae. The record is from RefSeq and is a predicted model, not a curated record.